GUUAAAAGUAAUUACAAGCGAUGAGGGCGAUCGCGUCUAAUCCUUUUUCCCUCAUCCUCUCCUGUUAUUGCCCGAUAGAGUUAUCUUCAUCUUCCCCGUCCUUUGCGUUCCGAGGAGAAGGAAACCCUAGAAAACCUCGAGCUCAUCGAUGGCGGCGUUGAUGUGCCCGUCGUCACCUAACUCGCUCCGGCUGCAGUUUGGCUUCAGGUGCCGCGAAUCCUCUGCCGUCUUCCUGCGGGUCCGAUUCCGCCCGACUAAUCGCCGUGUCGUUGUAUCUUUCGCCGGCGGAGAGGCGGCAAGAAGUGGGGGCAGGGGACGGCCUUGGAAUGGCUCCGAUGGCUCGCCGGACGGAUUCGCCGGGUGGUUGGAGACGGGAACCGGCGCCGGGCAGUCCAAGAAAAAAGGAGGGCUUCGAGUUCGCUUUCAGAAAUGCUGGGAGCAUGGCUGGCUGGGGUUCUUUUUGCUGCUGGAGUUACAUUUGCAACAUUAUCUAUUGUCAACAAAAAUGCUUCUGGGGCAAAGCAGCAGGUGGAACCAUUAGCAAGCGAGCAAGAAAUAUUAAUGUCUUCUGUUGAUGCAAGUGAAAAAGAUAAUCGGGUUGGUGAGGUGUCUAAUGUGGUUACAAUUGGUGAAGAGAGCAUAAUCAAUGACCGCAAUGAAGACAAUGAGACAGGUACCAGUGAAAAUUUUACCCCUACAAAUGUUAAUGGAGAUGUUAGUGAGAGCAGAUAUGGUGACAUGCAAGAUUUGGAGUCUUCAUUAUCAGAAAAUAUAAAAUCAGUUGGAGAGGGUGUCAUUGAAAUUAAAAGAGCUUCGACUCUAGAUGAUCUAGAAGUGGCCAAAAAUGUUGAUAAUCUUCCUCUAUUUGCUGGCUUGAGCAACAGCACACAUGAAUUGCCUACUUAUGAAGAUGGUUUUUCACAUGAAACAUCCAAAUCGGAUGAUUUAGGUUGCGCUACGACUUUUGAUAUGUUGGAGUCAGAUAUCGGAAAAGAUGUGAAUGCCGAUGGUACUGUUACUCUUGUAGGCUUAACUUCUGUUAAUACUGCUUCAACAAAUGCCAUAAGUAAUAAUCUUGAGGAAACUAUUAACUCAAAUUCUGAAACUCCUUCACAAUUCUUAGGUGAAUUUGAGAGCCAGGUUCCCAGCAAUUCAAUAACACCUGAUGCCAAAAGAAUAGACUCAGAUGAAAUAGAUUACCAGUUCAGUUUUGAAGAUGUCGUAGCAAAUGUGUCUCUUUUGAAGGAUCAGGAUAUUGAACAGAAUAACAUGCUGCAGUUACCUGCAAAGGACUGCACUGAGUGUCCAAUAGUGCAUGACAAAAAUGAGACUGUUCCUAUAGAAAAGCUUUUUGACUUGGUUCCUGAUCAUAGUGAAGAACAGAUGCUUCAAUUUGACUCAAUUAGUUCUGCAGGAGGACAUAACUUAAAUGACAGUGAUUUAGCUUCAGUACAGUCUGUAGUGGUAUCUACAGAUCCUACUAAAAAAGAACCUGAUUUAAAGUGUGACAAUGAAACUGAAAGAAACUCAUUGUUUGAGUCACUUCUGCCUAAGAAAUCUUUCUCCCAUUCUGGUAUACCAGCUCCAUCUCUCGUCUAUGCAGCUCAACAGGUACCCCCUGGAAAGAUUUUGGUUCCUGCAUUUGUUGAUCAGGUUCAGGGGCAUGCACUGGCAGCAUUGCAGGUUUUAAAGGUCAUUGAGGUGGAUGCUCAACCAGGUGAUUUAUGCACUCGUCGUGAGUAUGCUCGUUGGCUAGUCACUGCAAGCAAUGUCUUUUCAAGGAACACCUUUUCAAAAGUGUAUCCAGCAAUGUACAUUGAGAAUCUGACUGAACUUGCAUUUGAUGAUGUUACACCUAAAGAUCCUGAUUUUCCAUUCAUUCAAGGCUUGGCAGAAGCUGGGUUAAUCUCUAGCAAGCUUUCAAGAUCAGAUUUGGAUGUUUCUGUCAAUAUUCUGGAUGACUAUGUUCUUUUCUCCCCUGAUAGUCCUUUGUCUCGUCAAGAUCUGAUUAGCUGGAAGAUGGCAUUAGAAAGAAGGCAACUUCCAGAAGUUGAUAAAAAUCAUCUAUACCAGUGCACUGGCUACAUAGACGUUGAUAAGAUAAAUCCGGAUGCUUGGCCUGCUUUGAUAGCCGACUUUGCUGGUGGAGAACAAGGCAUUACAGCUCUUGCUUUUGGUUAUACUAGACUUUUCCAGCCUGAUAAACCUGUCACAAAAGCACAAGCUGCCAUUGCAAUUGCAACUGGUGAUGCUGCUGAAGUUGUUGGUGAGGAACUUGCUCGUAUUGAAGCAGAAUCAUUGGCAGAAACUGCCGUGAAUGCACAUACUACCUUAGUAGCACAAGUAGAGAAAGAUCUCAAUGCAAGCUUUGAAGAAGAGCUUGCCAAGGAAAGGCAGAAGACAAAAGACUUGGAGAAACUGGCUGAAGAAGCAAGGCUAGAAUUAAACAGGCUAAGAACCCAAAGAGAGGAAGAAAAAAAUGCUCUUAUUACGAGCCAUGCUACUGUUGAGUCAGAAAUGGAAGUUCUUUCAAGGCUAAGGCAUGAAGUGGAAGAGCAAUUACAGAAUCUCAUGAGUAACAAGCUGGAGAUAUCUUUUGAGAGGGACAGAAUGAACAAACUUCGUAAGGAAGUCGAAAGUGAGAACCAGGUCAUUAUUAGGUUACAGUAUGAGCUGGAGGUUGAAAGGAAGGCUUUGAUCAUGGCCAGGUCUUGGGCAGAGGAGGAGGCUAAAAGAGCAAGAGAACAGGCCAAAGCUCUUGAGGAAGCCAGAGAGCGAUGGGAGAGGCAUGGCAUCAAAAUCGUUGUUGAUGGAGACCUCCAGGAUGAUGCAUCUAUUGGAACAACAUGGCUUAUUGCCGGGGAUCAGCCUCCUGUUGAUGAGACAAUUGGUAGAGGGGAGACAUUGGUGAAGAAGCUCAAGGAAAUGGCUGCUGAAAUGAAACACAGGUCUUCAGUUACUAUUGAGAAAAUUAUUCAGAGGAUUGUCAUGAUAAUUUCGGCUUUAAAGCAGUGGGUCUCUGUUGCCUCCAAUCACGCGACUGAGCUCCGAAUUGCUGGAAUUUCCAAGGCUAAAAAUGCAAUGAUUGAGUUUAAGGAAAGUGCUUCGGGGUUCAGCUUAGUGAUUGUGGACAAGGCCAGGAGAGUAGUUGCAGAUUGCAAAGGUAGCGUUGGAAAAAUCUCACAGAAGUUCAAGGCAUGAGAAGAAACUUCCAUUUCUACUUUUCUUUCAAUUAAUAGUACUGGCUUAGGGCCCAAAGUUGCCUGCUUCAUUACAAGGAUAAGAGAUCAGAAGUUCCAAUAAAGUUGGGUUCAGAAUAAUAUGCAACGGAGUUGUUUUCUCCGCUGCUUAGAUAUAAGAGUGGAGAAAGCGGAUGACAGAUUUUGUUUUAUUACCUAUGUGUCAGCAGGAACUAGUCAUAAGGUUCCAAGCGGUUCAUAGGUUAUAUCAUGAUGUCUUUGUGUAACUGGUCAUAAAAUUUUUGCAGGGGCACAUUCCACCGCGACUGCAUACAGUGGCGUUUUCACAAUUGAAAGCUCACAGAACGCACAGCUAUGUAGUUGAUGCAAAUGGUUGAACUGGUAAGAAAGAAAUCUCUCAGCAGUGUACACAUAAUAUCCAGAAACUUGUAUCUCAAAUUGUCAUUUUCAUCAUGUUUUACCAAGUAAAUAGCAGUUACGUGAUCAUGGUUAAUUCAAUUUAGAUUGCUGCA
Molecule: messenger RNA, 3712 nt
Organism: Musa acuminata subsp. malaccensis (wild Malaysian banana)
Lineage: Eukaryota; Viridiplantae; Streptophyta; Magnoliopsida; Zingiberales; Musaceae
Source: RefSeq, a predicted model, not a curated record